This is a messenger RNA of Exophiala xenobiotica, 2333 nucleotides long. RefSeq lists its product as uncharacterized. The transcript is spliced from 2 exons. The record is from RefSeq and is a predicted model, not a curated record. Bases 897 to 1958 code for a protein of 353 amino acids. NCBI's taxonomy places the organism in Eukaryota, Fungi, Ascomycota, Eurotiomycetes, Chaetothyriales, Herpotrichiellaceae.
CUAUCCCGCCACGGCCGCCCGUCGUACUGUUUGAAUAUUAGAGUCAUCAUUGACUGCAUCAACGGUCAUUUGGAUGAGGCGCCACUGACGACGAUUCCAGAUGCUCCCUGGGCCAGUAGUCUAAGCCUAGGGAGGCAGGAACCAUACCCAAGGCGACUGGGCUCCCUGGGCUCCCACUGCUUCUUUAGGCUCCCCGCCUUUCAAUCAAUCACCCCCCGCAUUCACCAAUGUUCCGACGGAGCCUGGGUUGCAAUAUGCCGCAUUCGGCAGUCAUCUAUCGUCAUUCCCUACUUGCGUUCACGUUGCACAAGUCCGCCAACGAAUGUCAUUUACUUCGAGGCACCUCUAACGGGUGUCGGAGUAAGAAUUCCCUGGUUUGCGUGGAUACAGGCGCUUCGGGGGUGCGUGCUGAGGAUGGCCCUAGCACCCGGCCGGUACUCGUACCAGCCGUCGACUGCUGGUUACGUAAAGAAUAAGCUGCAUCAGGUUUGGCGGUGCUGGAGGUCUGAAAAACUCAUCGCAGAAUUUGCGCAGCCAAGGGUCACUGAUGGGACCGAAUUACGGCACAGAAUCCAGUCCUCACCGUGGUACUCUCUUGCCAUUUGUGGUCGCAUGAUUUUUCGGUGUGCACUCAGCCCGUCAAUAACAUGGAUGGUUCCAAUCUUUAGGUAUUCGACCACGAUGGCGCGAUAUCUUUCUCAUUUGGCUCUUCGAUUCUGUCAUUUCUUCUAACCUCUGCUGAUCUUCCUGGAGAGCCGGUUCAAUAUCCAUUGCUCUUGCACAGUCGGCAUUCAUCGUGGUGCUCUACACAGUAAUCUUGAAGCACUGUGUUUUCUCGCACGUUGGGCCUCAGGGAUAUAUCGUCUAUAUAAGUUCACGAGGCUCCUUGUCACCACAUGACCACUACAAAAAAGACCAUUGCCAUUGUUAAUGGUACUGGUCGCCAGGCGGCUUCGCUGAUCCGCGCUGUAGCAGCCGUUGGUUAUGCUGUCCGAGCCCAGGUAUACUCGUCCGAAGGCUUGGUAGCCGAGGAGCUGGCAGAGUUACCAAAUGUCACACUGUUCGAAGGGUCCUUGCUGGAUAAUCCAGUCUUGGUGGACACGAUCUUUCAAGGCGCCCAAGUAGCCUUUAUAAACACCAACCCUCUGGCUGGCGAUGAGAUCAAAAUCGGAAAGGCGCUUGCCAAUGCGGCCAAAAAGAGGAACAUACAGCACUUCAUCUACAGCAGCAUGCCGGACCAUUCAAUACACAACCCACUAUGGCCUUCGCUUCCCCUGUGGGCUUGCAAAUUUACCGUGGAGAACUAUAUCCGACAACUGGGACUGCCUGCCACUUUUGUCUAUGCCGGAAUCUACUACAACAAUUUCACCAGUCUUCCCUAUCCACUCUUCUGUACCGAAUUCAGAAACGAUGGGACGGUAGAAUGGCGCGCACCGUUUCACCCAGACACCAAACUCCCGUGGCUGGAUGUGGAGCACGAUUUUGGUCCAGCAGUGCUACAGAUCAUCAAGGAUGGACCGAACAGAUGGGGGAAGGGACAAAAGGUCGCACUCGCUUUCGAGAACCUCACGCCAAUGCAAGUCUGUGACGCGUUCACUCGAGCACUAAAGCUACCAUGCUAUUAUGUGUACGACCAGCAAAUCGAAGUCAAAGUCAGUGUGCCACCUGGUUAUCGACAGCAACUGUCGGGGCUCGAAGUGCUCUUUGGCCAGUACAACGCGCCAUAUUUCCCAGGGCCUGACUUUCAGUACACUGGACGAAGGAAAGGCAGCAACGACACCAUCACUGGUCGCAACAGCCAGGACUCACAGCGCGGGAAGCCAGGAAAGCUAACAGACUCGGCUCGCGCGCUUUGGCCCGGCUGGCGCUCGAUAUCCGAAUACUUUGCGACCGCCUUCCUGGUGGAGGAGGAAGCCAACGGCAAGACUUGGAUGGUGGAUAAGACUCAAAGCACAUGAUGCUCUCUUCAUGCAUGACUACGACUUUACGAUCUCUUAUCUUUGCAUUGCAACACGGUAUGGUUUGCGGGUUGCCCACACUGCAUGGCGUUCUUUCUGGGGGGAACUAGCAUAGUAUGGACAUGGAAAAGCGAUCCGGAGGAGCAUACUAGGUAGUGAUCAUCGAGGAAUGGGCGUCUUUCGCGGGGAAAGCAUCAGCAAGCGAGAGCGGCGUUGUCCUGGGAGCCUCUGAAAAGGACUACGGAUGAGAUGACUUGGAAGCUAUCUCCAUGCGCGGCUGGCAUAUGCGAGUUCCGAAGGGCCGCAAAGAUAAGGAUGGGCACGUAUCAGAUUCAUAAUAAUAUCAUCAAAAUGGAUCAAGAGGCUUGGAUCUAG